Molecule: messenger RNA, 502 nt
Organism: Hibiscus syriacus
Lineage: Eukaryota; Viridiplantae; Streptophyta; Magnoliopsida; Malvales; Malvaceae
Product: sm-like protein LSM3B
Exons: 3
Coding region: 52-345 (97 amino acids)
Biological process (GO): mRNA splicing, via spliceosome; P-body assembly
Cellular component (GO): P-body; U4/U6 x U5 tri-snRNP complex; U6 snRNP
Molecular function (GO): RNA binding
Source: RefSeq, a predicted model, not a curated record
GUGCUAUCCCUAAACUGGUACUGAGUAAGGAAAGAGCAAAGCUGAGAGAGAAUGGCAAGCGAAGAAGAGAGCGCGGUGAAGGAGCCUUUGGAUUUGAUAAGGCUCAGCCUCGACGAACGUAUUUACGUCAAGCUCCGCUCUGAACGUGAACUCCGUGGCAAGCUCCAUGCUUAUGAUCAGCAUUUGAAUAUGAUUCUAGGGGAUGUUGAAGAGGUUGUUACUACAGUUGAAAUAGAUGAUGAAACCUAUGAGGAGAUUGUUCGGACCACAAAGCGCACGGUUCCAUUUCUGUUUGUAAGGGGUGAUGGAGUCAUACUGGUUUCUCCACCUCUAAGGACUGCUUGAUUAGAAGGAAGUAUCUAGCACACUUUCAGGGAAUGAACCGUCUUUUGUCAAAUUUCUUACUCUGGUCUGUUGAUUCUGUAGUCUCAUUGACCCUUUAAAAGAUUAUUGCCUACAUAUUGAUGGAAUAUUUGCACAUUUUUAGAUCAUUGGUAAUUUU